Molecule: messenger RNA, 2783 nt
Organism: Oncorhynchus mykiss (rainbow trout)
Lineage: Eukaryota; Metazoa; Chordata; Actinopteri; Salmoniformes; Salmonidae
Source: RefSeq, a predicted model, not a curated record
GCUGAGGGCUGUGCUACAGGAUGCUGAGAGCAGAGCAGUGGACACAGAGACAAGGCUGCAGACCCUGACCAGGUCCCUGGAGCUGUACAGGGUCAAGUACCAGGCCUGCCUCACCAAGAUCUCCCAGCAGGACAGCACUCUACAGGCCCAGGACGAGGACCUGAAGGAAGCCAGGGCUCAGGUGGUGGAGCGGGACGAGCAUGUGCUGCGUCUGUGUGCCCAGGCGGUGGUGUUGCAGGGGGGAGCUGAAGGCCCACAGUGCCCAGCUGGAGAGCGGGGAUGGUGCCCUGAGCCAGCACCUCCGAGACACCCAGAGAGACCUGGAGUCCAGCCGCAAACACAGCCAGGAGUGUGAGAUGGUCAUCAGCACUAUGAGAGACAGCACCGCCGCACUGAGACGACAGGUGGAGGAACAGGAGGAGAGUGUGGUGAAGAGCCAAGCUGAUUUCUCUGUCUACAGAGCCAGUCACAUCCGCUCUGACUCAGACUACGACUCCCAGCUCUGCCGCAUCCAGGAACUACAACAGGCAUUCUCCCAGACCGUGGAGCAGUGUGCCCAGGGUAGCCAGGACCUCAGUGUGUGUCAGUCAGAGGUUCCUCAGCUGAGAGAGGAGGUGUCCAGACUCACCCAGCUCAAGGACAACACUGUGGCAGAGGUGCUGCGACUGCAAGAGGCUGGGAGGCAGCUCCAGGCAGAGGCCAGGAUGGAGGGCCAGCGCAGGCUGGAGGAGGUGGGAGCUCAAGAGCAGAGGGCUGCCAGGCUGGAGCAGGACCUGCAGGCCGCCCACAGACAGUGUGCCAAGAGACAGCAGGUACACACUGCGGCACGAUGCCAGGCCAGGCCCCAUCACCUCCAACAUGCCUGGAGGAUAGGAUAGAAAGACCUUACGCAGUGCAGAUGCGGGAUAACCUCCUGAGGCGUUCGAAGGCUGACCUGCUGGAGGCCCGGGAGACUCUGAGGAGUCGGGCUGUGGAGGUGGAGCGGUAGGCAGCUGCAGCCAGGGUCCUGGAGGCUGACGUCUAGAGGGGCAGGAGGGAAGGACAGCAGAGAGAGGCAGAGUGUGGCUCUCUCAGGACCCAGCUGGGAGGAACUAAAGGAGGCCCAAGGAUGCUGCAGGGACAUGGGACCCAGGUGGAGAGGCUGAAGAAGGAGGCAGGGGAGAGCAGGCAGGCCCAGCUCAGUGCUCAGCAGGAGGCCAACACACACCAGCAGAGGGCUCAGCAGCUAGAGGCAGAGCUGACCAACACCAAGGACACACUCAGGACUCUACAGCAACAGCUGCAGGAGCAGGCUGAUGCCAGCCAGGCACUGCGGGCAGAGCUGUCCCAGGAGCAGGCCAGGCAGCAGUAGCUGCAGGAGAGGAACCAGGGGGCCAGGGAGAGAGAGGGUCGACUGGAGUCAGAGAGAAACCAGCUCAGAACCAGCAUGGAAGCAGCUCACAGCUCACAGAGUCAAACACUAUAAUUAAUCAAUAAGGCACCUCGGGGGUUUGUGGAAUAUGGCCAAUAUACCACGGCUAAGGGCUGUUCUUAUGCACGUCGCAACGCAGAAUGCCUGGAUACAGCCCUUAGCCGUGGUAUAUUGGCCAUAAACCACAAACCCCAGAGGUGCCUCAUUGCUAUUAUAAACUGGUUACCAAUAUAAUUAAAUGUUUUGAUAUACCCGUGGUAUACGGUCUGAUAUACCACUGCUGUCAGACAAUCUCCAUUCAGGCUUGAACCAACCAGUUUAUAAUGUAUAUAAAACUAGCACUCAACUAGACAUGUGCAGUCAACAACUCAGCACUCAACCAGGUGCUUUCACACACAUACUAAUGUAUCCAAAAGCUAGUGCUCAACUACAAAUAUGCGGUCAAUAAAUUCACACAUAUUGCAAAUGCAUGUCACACUCACACAACCAACAAAUGUUAAUUAUACUGUAGUGUUUUGUCUGUUGAUUUAUGACUAAAGGCAAUAUUCCAACACAAAUAAUUUAGUGUCAGUGAACGUCAUGAAUUGAACCUGUGCUUGCUGACAGUUAAAAGUUUCAAGAGGCAUUUUUUGGCUUUACAUGUUGUUUUUCUAUUCAUCAGGAGAGCAUCUUCUCCUCACAUAGUGUCUGACUGAAGCCUGGCUACACUCAUCUACAAUCCACUCAGAUUCCCCCUCCAGCCAUGCUCGCAAAUUGAAUUAGUUUCCGUCUCUGAAUUUGUGUUUCAAAAAUAGUAAUUAUUUUUUAACCCCAAAGGAAGCAAGAGAAACGAGUCAGAUCUGCACACGUCAUGAAUUUUGUGAAAUAAUAGUUUUCCACCAGCCAAAGGGAUACAAGCCUGAAGCGCGGCAAUUUACCAACUGUUCAGCUGCUAGGAAAUUAAAUUGAAGCACAUAAUUCAUAUCUUUAGAAAGUUAAAUCAAUCUGAUCAAAAAGUUUCCCACUCAAUUACGGCCUGAAAUUAAUCUCCUUAAUCCCAAUUUUAAAUCUGUCAUGCAUAUAAGUGCAGAUCUCUCAUCUAUCUGCCCAUCCAUGUGACUUAAUCCUGGAACAGAGAGCUAAAAUGGCGCUGCGAUUGUCAGAUUUAGUCCCAUCUAUCUUUGAGCCUGAUAUACACACAGUGGCACACACACCUGAUGGGAGCUCUGAUAGGGGUGUGUCUGCUGUCUGUCCUACAGUUGAGGGAGCGGGAGAGGACUGUGGGGUGCCUGCAGGAGCGUGUGGUCGAGCUGCAGAGCACCACCCAGAGGCUGCAGGAGGAACAGACAGCCUGCCAGGCUCAGCUGUGGCAGUGAAGGAGGGAGCUGGAGAG